Messenger RNA from Hyaloscypha bicolor E, 2091 nucleotides. Its product is annotated as MFS multidrug transporter-like protein. Gene Ontology annotation, biological process: transmembrane transport. The transcript is spliced from 4 exons. Gene Ontology annotation, molecular function: transmembrane transporter activity. NCBI's taxonomy places the organism in Eukaryota, Fungi, Ascomycota, Leotiomycetes, Helotiales, Hyaloscyphaceae. The record is from RefSeq and is a predicted model, not a curated record. Bases 237 to 2063 code for a protein of 608 amino acids.
CUGAUCUCCGAGGCAGAGGCACAGCGAGUGCCCAGUGACGAAAUCACUCACAGACCCUGCUCGCUGCGAGAUUCUGCGGGCGGCUUACUAAUGCACCUCGGUGAUCGGUCGAAGCUUGUUGACGCCUCACAGACAGAGCUGUGCCAAUAAAUAGCAAGGCACCCCUCCCUCAUUUUUACAAUUGGCGAUUCAGUCCAGUUCCUUCACUCUUUCCAUUGUCCCCAACAGUCGCCAACAUGAAUGAAGCUGAUCGAGAGAUGGAGAGGAACGAGCGGGAUGCCUCUCCCGAGAGGUUCUCCGCAGUGCGCCCCAGCCAUGAGAUUGAGCGAAUUGCUACCGCGUCCAGCACCUCGACAGAGUCCUCAGAAGGGUCUGUUGCGCGGAGGGACAGCGCCAUGCGUCGAAUGUCAACACAGAGAGACUUAGAAAGACACCCAACGGUCAUCAGUCGGAUACAUACAGCAAAAUCGCAGCACGCGGGCACCAUUGGACGGAGUCUUACUGGCAAGAGCCGCGAGAGCAGGCGGCCCCUUCCUGAGAUGGGGUUAGGCAAGCCGUAUCCACCACUUCUACCAGCUCAGGAGGAAUAUGUGGUUGAGUUUUCUGGUCCUGACGAUCCGUUGCACGCUCAGAAUUGGCCAAUGAAGAAAAAGGUUCUCACUGCAGUCAUGCUAGGAUACACUACAUUGGUAUCGGCAUUUACGUCCAGUAUUUUCUCGACCGCGACUCGAACAGUAGCUGCACAAUAUCACGUUUCGACUGAGGUUGGAUUGCUUGGUCUUUCACUUUAUGUGCUUGGAUUUGCACUUGGACCUACAUUCUGGGCCCCUCUCAGCGAAUUGAGAGGACGAAGACUACCGAUCGUCAUUUCGAUGUUUGGCUUCUCGAUUUUCCAGAUUGGGGUCGCAGCCGCGAAGGAUUUACAGACCAUCUUUCUGUGCCGCUUUUGGGGAGGUAUUUUUGGUGCAUGUCCACUUGCCGUGGUUGCCGCUAUUUUCUCCGACAUGUUCGAUAACAGGACUCGUGGAUUGGCUAUCACCGUUUUCUCAAUGACAGUUUUCACUGGUCCGCUUUUGGCGCCAUUCAUUGGUGGCUUCAUUGUGGAAAGCUACCUCGGAUGGAGAUGGACUGAGUGGUUAGUUGCUAUCAUGGGUUUUGUUGCCUUCUUCUUGGAUCUCUUUUUCCUGGAAGAGACCUACCCACCUGUGAUACUCAUCUCCAAGGCCGCCGAAUUACGCCGAAGAACCAAGAACUGGGGUAUCCACGCCAAGCAAGAAGAAAUCGAAAUCGAUUUCCGCGAGCUGGUCACCAAGAACUUCUCCCGUCCCAUGCGUCUCCUGUUCACCGAGCCCAUCGUGCUCCUCCUCUCAAUCUAUAUGGCCUUCAUCUACGGCCUCCUUUACCUCUUCCUUACCGCCUACCCCAUCGUAUUCCAGCAAAUUCACGGGAUGAGCGGAGGCGUUGGCGGCCUGCCCUACUUCGGGAUGAUCAUAGGCAUGGUCUGUGCCGGAAUCUACAUCGCACUAACCCAACCCAGCUACAACAAAAAGCUCGCAGCAAACAACGGCAUCCCGGUUCCAGAAUGGCGUAUCCCACCCAUCAUCAUCGGCGGAUUUUCCUUCGCAGGCGGCUUGUUCUGGUUCGGAUGGUCGGGCUACAAGAGAGAGAUCCAUUGGAUUGUCCCCACGCUCUCCGGGCUUCUUACUGGUUUCGGCCUGCUCUCCAUCUUCCUGCAGGCUUUGAACUAUCUCGUGGAUGCAUACCUCAUGUUCGCUGCGUCAGCGAUUGCGGGAAACACGUUCCUGCGUUCGUUGGCUGGAGCAGGCUUCCCGCUCUUCUCACAAUACAUGUUCAAGGCCCUAGGUGUGCAGUGGGCAGGUACAUUACUUGGCUGUGUUGCUCUUUGUCUGGUUCCGAUUCCCGUGGCGUUUCUGAUUUACGGAGAGAGGAUCAGGAGGAAGAGUGCCUUUGCGCCGACGAAGCCUAUAGAGCCCGUGAGCGAGGAGGAUGAGGUGCCUGCUGGCUUGGUUCAGGAGAAGACGACGACGGACAACAAUGUUUGAGUUAUGAGGUGGGAUGACUUCUAUGGUG